CCGGAGCCGCCCGGGCAGGAGACGCCGGCCAAGAUCUUCCAGCGGAUGAAGGAGCGGGCGGAGCGGCAGCGGGGCCGCGGGGGCGGCACCGACGGGAUCCUGACCCGCGGCACCGGGCAGAGCCAGGGCACCGACGGGAUCCUGACCCGCGGCACCGGGCAGGGCCGCACCGGCCCCGACGGGAUCUUCCCGACCCCCAGCACCGGGCAGGGCCGGGGCACCAUCGACGUAAUCCUGACCCCCGGCACCGGGCAGAGCCAGGGCACCAACACCAACAGGAUCCUGACCCGCGGCACCGGGCACAGCCGUGCCACCGACGGGAUCCUGACCCGCGGCACUGAGCAGAGCCAGGGCACCGACGGGAUCCUGACCCGCGGCACUGAGCAGAGCCAGGGCACCGACGGGAUCCUGACCCGCGGCACUGAGCAGGGCCGCACCAGGCACAGCCGUGCCACCGAAGGGAUCCUCUUGACCCCCAGCACUGGGCAGAACCAAGGCACCGACGGGAUCCUGACCCGCGGCACCGGGCAGAGCCGUGCCACCGACGUGAUCCUGACCCCCGGCACCGGGCAGAGCCAGGGCACCAACAGGAUCCUGACCUCCAGCACCGGGCAGGGCCGGGGCACCAUCGAUGUAAUCCUGACCCCCGGCACCGGGCAGAGUGAGAGCACCAACAGGAUCCUGACCCACAGCACCGGGCAGAGCCAGGGCACCAACAGGAUCCUGACCCACAGCACCGGGCAGAGCCAUGCCACCGACGUGAUCCUGACCCCCGGCACUGGGCAGGGCCGGGGCAUCGCCCGGCCAGGACAUGGGUCAGUGUUCCCACGGGUCCCUCAGGCCCCACCUGCCACAGAGCCCCCUGUGCUGGAGACCCCCCAGAAGUUCUUCCUGCGCAUAAAGGAGAAACUGCAGCAGCAGCAGCAGCACAAAGAUCCAACGCCUUCAAAGCCCAUCCAGCAGAACAUCCCUCCUUCCACAGCCACGGAGGAGCCUUCAGUCGGAGCUGCCUGUGCUGAGCAGCCCAGGACUGAGCCUCCCGAGGAAGUGGACACCAACAAGGAGGAUGAUGUGGACGUUUUCCUUGUGGAACCAAUAGAUGCCGAGGGUGAAAUGUCUCAGAGUGCAGGCACUAGUUUUCUGAAUGUAAAUUCCACCCCUUCGAAAAACGGGGAUCAGGCAACAGAGAAGUGGGGAAAUGGAGGAGCAAAACGUACAGAGCUUCAUCGAGACAGAAGGGAGUUGCAGCCCAGUGAAAAACAAGCUGCUCUGGGAGUGGAAAAGACCGUGGAGAGUAAUUCCCCAAAGCCCUCCCGGUGCUUCUGCAGCAUUAUGCUGUCUAGUCCCACAGUCCACAUUCCAAAGAAGCAGAAGCUGACAGAAAAGCCUGAGGACCCUGUGGACAAACCUUGUACUGACCAACCUGCUGGCAAAGCAGACAAAGAGAAAAGCAUCUGCCUGAGCAGCUGGAGGAUUAAAGUGAUGGAAGGCAACACGGCGAUUUCUCUGGAGGGCAAACGCCAGGACAUGAAGGGCCUGCUGUGGCACAGCAAUGCUGUCACCGAGCGCCUGGCCCACAACCAGCUGAGGACGUCCUCGGGCAGCCUCUACCUCCUGCAGGGCAAGAUCGACUCUGCCACCAUGAGGAGAGAAGGGUUUCCCUACCGCUUCAUCAAACGAUUCACGUUUGGCUUUUCCAGGAGGUGGAAGGAGUAUGUCCAGGAGUUCCUCGAGGAAAGGAGGAGGAAAGACCGAAAACAAAACAGUGGUGUGGAUGAAGAUGAAGAGAGUGACACUGAGUUGGAAACUGCAGAAGGCUCAAAGAAGAAACCUGGAAUGAAGAACACCACCUAUGAAGUAUUGCCAAGGAAUGAUGAAAACACUUACACCACCCCAAGGCACAGCUCCCAGGGGAACGACUUGAGCAGGGUUUACACUCGCAGCGGGAGACAGGUCAGACCCCCCAUGAACUUCUGGUGUGGGCAACGAGCCUUUGUGGAUCAGAACCUUAAUGUCACCCUGGAAGAGGGUGGAGUGGAUUAUCUCAGCCUGAUGCUUAGUAGUGAAAAAUCCCACAAAAAGACCAGUUUCAUCUCUAAGAACAAACCGAAGGAAGUCAUGAAGACAACAGAGGAAAUGCCAAAAAGCCAAAAUAAAGGUAAAAGCAGGGAGAAGGGAGCCAGCUCCAAAUGGGAACCCAAGCCUGCUGGAAGCAGGGAGAGAGAAGCCAGUUCCAAAUGGGAACCCAAGCCUGCUGGAAGCAGGGAGAAGGGAGCCAGCUCCAAACGGGAACCCAAGCCUGCUGGAAGCAGGGAGAGAGAAGCCAGCUCCAAACGGGAAUCUGAGCCUGCUGGAAGCAGGGAGGCCCGGCGCUUCCUGUCGGAGGAGGAGGAGAGUGACCCUGCAACCAGGGGCACAAAAACCAAAUCCCAGCCUCCUGCCAGGGUGCCUUCCUCAAACACCAAAGUCCCAAACAGACACAGCACCAGAAUCCUGGGAAUGGCAAAGCAGAAGCGAGGAGCAGACGCUGCAGAGCUGCCCGUGUACGAGCAGGCUUCCAAGUACUCCCUGAGGUCAGCCAGGAAGCCUUUCCCAGACAAGCACUUCACCGAGGAAUCCUCAGGCAAGGAUGGGGGAGAGGGAUCCAGUGAUGAUGAUACCCCACUGCUGAUCAGAAGGAAAGAUAAAUCUGUGUUAAAACCGGAGCCUCCAAACUGCAGCUCUCGCUCUGACUCUGACAGAUCCCAGGGUGGUGCAAACAGGGUGUGGGGUGAGCCAAGGGCAGGAAAAGCCUCCCGGAAUGUGCCAGUGAGGCUGAGUGGGACCAGUGACGAGUCUGAGCUCACCAGCGAAGGAAACACUCCUGGCAGUGGGCCCAGAGACUCCCUCCUGCCUGGGGAGGCCGUGAGGACACGGAGCAGAACCAACCCCCCCAGGCACUGGCUGGAUUUCGACAGCGAGCCCGAAACCAGCAAGGAGGAACUUCCCACAAAAGACAGGAAUGCAAAAGUACCUGGUAAAAAACCAGGGGCUGGAGUUCCCAGCACUGCCAAGUCUGCAGCAGCCAGAUCGAGAGAGCCUGAGAGGGCAAAGCAGCAGAAACCUCUGGAGCUUUUUCCCAGGGCAGCUGAUGGUUGGUCUGAGAAGGAAUUACAGAAGCUUUACAGGGCCAUCGCGGCGCUGCCCAAGCACCGCAGCGGCUUCUGGCAGGAGGUGGCCAUGGCCGUGGGGACACGCUCUGCCGAGGAGUGUCACGGCAAGUACCUGCAGGAGCAAGAGGCCAAGGGCUCCCAACCACAGGCCGGGAAGGCCAAGGCAGGAAAACCCGAGCAGAAAGCUAAGAAGGAGCUGGUGAUAAGUGCCAGGGUGGGAACCCUCAAACGGAAGCAGCAGAUGAGGGAGUUCCUGGAGCACCUGCCCAAGGACAACCACGACGACGUGUUCACCACGACACCCUUCCAGAACAGGAGAGUCAAGCUGCCGCCGCUCCGGAACGACGACCCCGAGGACUUUUCCCUGGGGGAGCUCUCGCUCAGCCCCAGCUCAGCCGUGUUCCCGCUGGCCAAAACCCCCCAGUGCGAGCACAUCAGCCCGGGAAUGCUGGCCCCUGUCAACAGGAAGGAGCUGGACAGACACGUGUUCCGGAUGCAGAAGCACACGCGGGGCAGCAGGGGCACCUGGGACAAGGUCCAGAAGAAGUCGGCUGGAGCCGUGCUGGGGACACCUUCCCGCAGGGCCAAGGUCAGCUUGGAGACCAAUGUGGCAAAGGACUCUCUGGUGGGGAAGCUCUUCAGGGCUCAGACACCAAACUCCUCAGAGGAGGAAGAGGAAGACCAGGAUUCCUAUUUCUCCAUGUGAUGAAUUUUGUGGAUCUGUUGGCUCAGCACUUGGGUGCCUCAUUCCGAGUCUGUGGUUCAGCCGCCCCUCCGGGAGGGAAGGGCUGGAAUUGCAAGAUCAAUUUGGAAAAUCUUCCCCGAUCUGGUUUUUAUGCAUUUUAACCCCAUUCCCAUCUUGCUGGCACUGUUUGGCUUUUCCAUGUGUACAUAGUGGCCCUUCCUUGCCCAGCUCCUCCUCUCCUGUUUCUCUUCCUGUUGCCUUUUUCUCCUGGGAAGGAGAAAGGUACAGGGGUGCCAAUGACUGGCAAAGUCAUUUUAAGAUAAAAUAUCUCUUGGGAUAUGAAUGUACAAUAAAUUCAGGUAAAAUCUGGAAGUAA
Corapipo altera (White-ruffed manakin) is the source of this 4213-nucleotide messenger RNA. RefSeq names its product MIS18 binding protein 1 (gene MIS18BP1). Lineage: Eukaryota; Metazoa; Chordata; Aves; Passeriformes; Pipridae. The transcript is spliced from 16 exons. Bases 46 to 3858 code for a protein of 1270 amino acids. The record is from RefSeq and is a predicted model, not a curated record.